AUGUCAUUUGUUUGUGGCAGAGACCAUUCAAAAAAGUUCAAACCUGAAGAUAUGCAGUUACAAAUACAAGGAAAGAAUUGUGUGGUCACUGGAGCUAACUCUGGUAUUGGUUACGCAGCUGCAGAAGGUCUUGCUUCACGUGGAGCAACUGUUUACAUGGUGUGUCGGAACAAGGAAAGAGGACAAGAGGCUCUUUCUAAGAUUCAAAACUCUACAGGAAACCAGAAUGUCUACCUUGAAGUUUGUGAUUUGUCUUCUUUCAAUGAUAUAAAGUCAUUUGCUUCGAGUUUUGCUUCCAAGGAUGUUCCGGUUCAUGUACUGGUUAAUAAUGCUGGUUUUCUUGAGAACAAACAUACUACCACACCUGAAGGGUUUGAGUUAAAUUUUGCGGGGAAUGUACUAGGGACAUACACAAUGACAGAGCUGAGGCUUCCACUGUUGGAGAAAGCGUCACCUGACGCCAAAGUCAUCACCGUCUCCUCUGGUGGAAUGUACACGUCGCCACUUACUACAGAUCUUCAGGUAACCAAUCUGACAUUCAUGACACCUUUUGUUUGUGUAACCUCUUUGGCACUGUUUGCAUCACUCAACUCGCGCUGCUGCGUAUGGUUUUUCUACAGUGAUAAGUACAAGAACAAAGGCAUAGAUUCCUACUUAAUGCACCCUGGCUGGGCUGAGACACCUGGUGUCGCCAGGAGUUUGCCUAGUUUCAAAGAAUCUUUCUCUGGUAAGCUUAGAACCAGCGAAGAAGGAGCAGACACAGUCGUUUGGCUAGCACUUCAGCCUAAAGAGAAGCUUGUCUCUGGUGCAUUCUAUUUCGAUAGAGCAGAAGCACCAAAACACCUGACACUUGCAGAUCACUAUGCCUUGUUGGGAUUGGGCAGUUUGAGGUAUCUUGCAACAGAGGAUCAGAUUAGGAAAAGCUAUCGUGAGGCUGCUCUGAAGCUUCAUCCUGAUAAGCUUUCUGCUGCUCUCCUUCUUUCUGACGAGAGUGAUGUAGCGAAGCAAGCUAAGAGAGAAGCGAUUGAAUCUCACUUCAAGUUGAUCCAAGAAGCAUAUGGGCUUCUCAUGGACCCAAAUAAGAGAAGAAUAUUUGACUUUACUGAUGAGUUUGAUGACGCAGUCCCAAGUGACUGUGCUCCUAAAGACUUCUUCAAGGUGUAG
This is a messenger RNA of Eruca vesicaria subsp. sativa (arugula), 1164 nucleotides long. The record is from the annotation of a GenBank genome assembly. Lineage: Eukaryota; Viridiplantae; Streptophyta; Magnoliopsida; Brassicales; Brassicaceae.